UUCACGCUCUUGGCCUGCGCACCUGCAAUUAUUCCACUCACCUGCUGCGCAGGUGGCGGCUCUGUGUUUCUUGUCGCUGGAUCGUGGCUCUCGUGUUUCUGUGGAUGUCUUACUUGUGUUCUCUUCCCGUGAGAGACCCUACUGGACGCUUGCCUAUUUUCUCUUGACUUUGUCGUGAGUUUGGAUAUUCGUAUGUGGACGUCGUGUAUCGUACAAAAGAGGACGCGUGAGGGACUGGCGAUUGAGAAGAGGAGUUUUGGACGUGUUAAUUUUUCCCUAGAUUUCCGGCAGCACUAAUUGCCCUGCACUGUUGUUUAUAGCGCCUGGUGUCACUGUAAAUAAACUCUCUUUAAUUGAAACCUUUCAGAGUUCUGCGCUUGAGUCCGCUCGUUCACGUUGACAGGAUCAGAAAUUACAAUUUAUCUUUCACUUUCUAUUCAUGGUCAUGGAUGAUUUUGUGCGAAACAAACUGACUGACUGGAAACUAAGUGACUGGAUUGAGGCAUUUGAAGCUCAAGAAAUUGAUGAGGAAAGUCUGUAUCAUCUCGAUGAUCAGGAAAUUGAUCAAUUGAUCACAAAAGCUGGACCUAGAGUAAAAUUCAAGGAUAAACUAAAGCUGUUAAAGGAAGAGAAAAAUACAACUCAACCACAAAAAGAAGCGGUCAAUACUUCUGGUCAACUUUACCUGCUCUGCAAACAAGAGCCUAAAGAAACAGCUGAUUUGGAUCAGCUAAGGAUUAUUGAAUUUCAGGAUUUGCCAUCCAUAAGUGAAAGAGUUGAUCAAAAGUUUAGAGCCACACCUUCCAAAAAAACAGUCCAAACUGUCAGUUCUGUGGCGUUCAGAGAGACGAGGCCUUUGAAGACAUUUCUUGUUUUUGAAGCCCUUCAGUCUCAGAUGUCGUCUGAUGGUUAUGGGGCUGCAGUCGGCACCAGUAACAGUUAUAAUUUGGGUCGAGGAUCAUCCAGUGUCUUGGCGGAUAACCAAUUGGAUCCCCCAGGAAAGAGAAAGUCAGAUCAUCUUCAGAGUGAGUCCAGAAAAUGGCAACCACCUCUUAAAAAACAAUACAAUUGUGCAGCAGGAUCACAGUCAGAAACAGAAAUACUGUCUGAUGUCAAAAACAUAAUGAGAUGUGUCAGUGAAGGACUACAUGGCCGUGACAAGCUCAGCGCUUUCCUAAAGGAUAAAAUCAAGAAUUUGGAGACAGAAAAGAGGCACCUGGUUGGUGUCUUUGGUAAAACUGGGGCUGGAAAGAGCUCUUUAAUCAAUGCCAUCAUAAAUAAGGAGGGCCUGUUGCCUUCAGGAAGUGUCAGUGCAUGUACCUCAGUGAUGAUAAAGGUGGAGGCAACCAAUGGAUCAAAGUAUGAGGCACACAUCGAGUUCAUUACAAAAGAGGAUUGGGAAGAUGAGGUGCAGUCACUAAAACAGGCUCUUGAAGACAAUGACGACGACGAUGAUGAUGAUGGUGGUGAUGAUGAUUCACUUGAUCCUGAUGGAAAGUUAUCAGCGCUGUAUGGAGAAGAGUGGAAAGAAAGAUCCACUCACAGCCUCAUGGACAACAAAUAUUUCAUAGAUAUUCCAGAGUUUCGAACAUCCAAGAUAAAAAUUUUGAAAAGUGACUCAGCUGAAAGGUUGUCUGAAAAAUUUGUGAAAUAUACAAGAAGUGAGUCAAAUGAGAGCGAAGAAGUAAAGAGGUGGUACUGGCCGCUUGUGAAGUGUGUGACUGUCAAAGUGCCAGACAGUGAUUUUCUUGAUCACGUCACACUCGUGGACCUUCCUGGAAAUGGUGACACUAACAGAAGCAGAGAUCAAAUGUGGAAAGAGUUUAUUGCCAGUUGUUCUACAGUGUGGAUUGUGACUGAAAUGAAUCGAGCAGCAUCAGAAAGAGAAGCCUGGGAGAUCCUGGAAGAUGCCAGUAGCCUGCUGGGAAAUGGUGGCGAGUGUCAGCAAAUUCAUUUUAUCUGCACCAAGUCAGAUAAUCAAAAACCAGAUGAUCUAAACAAAGUCAAGAAUGCAGUGAUGAAGGAAUUCAAAAAGCGGAAAACGAUUACGAAUCACUUCAGUGAGGAUUGUUUCCAAGUCUUCACAGUGAGCUCCACAGAAUUCCUCAAAGGGGAGAAUGUAAAUCCAGAUGUCAAUGAAAUACUGAAACUCAAGGAAAUUUUGAAAAAUCUGAAUGAUGCUCAUUCAGAGACCUCAAACUAUGUGUCUGGAGCUUAUGGGAUUCUGUCUUUGAUUCAAGGGGCCAGAAGUGGAGAAGUGGUUGAACAAAAAAACGAUGUGUGUGCAGUCCUUGAGCAAAACUUGAGCAUCCAACUUAAUCGAGUCAAAAAAGCAAUUGAAGACAUUAUAAAAGUUUUUGAACAAUGCCUACGGGAGGGGGUUGAAAAAUCCAAAAAAUCAUGUGAAAAAAAACUGAAGUCCUUCUUACAUCCCAGUAAAAAAACAAACAGAGCUUUUCACAUGACACUAAAGUCUGCAGUUAGGAAUGAUGGCAUCCAGAAACCAAAGAAAGGAAAACCUAAAAACCUCAACAUGAUAUUAGCGUCUUAUUUGACUGAAAGCAUUGAUGAAAAAUUCAGAGAUACCUUCCCAAACAACAUAAAAUGUGGACAUUUCAAUGGAGCCAUUGAUGCGUUUUCACUCAGCACUGAUUCAUUGAUUGAAAAGUACAAAGAUGUCGAACUGCAACUGACAUUUCUCCAGACAGAGGGGAAAAAAAUGAAGACAAAGCUCAACAAAACAAUCCUCACACGAAAGAAAUUAAUCUACAACAGUCUGACAGAGACAAUCAAGGACAACAUGAAAGAAUGCUAUAAAGAAGCAGCAACAUUUACAGGAAAAGGCACCCUGAAGAACAUGAGGGACACUAUUGAGAGACAUGUGCACUCAAAGAUGGACAUGUUUGAGGAGGCAAAAAAUGUCAUGUUGGAGCAAUUGAACGAUUUGAAGGAAACUGUCCUGAGGACACUGGAGAAAACCAUGAAGGAAUCCAUUGAACACUCACUUAAGCCGGAGGCCUGCUCACUGCCAGAUGUUUCGGAACAUCUUGAGGUGGUGAAAAAACAUGAUGAUGAACUUAAUGGCACUCAAGAUGAAAAAAAAUAACCACACUGGAAACAGCUGAGGCCUGAUGACCCACUGGACAUCCCUGAAAAACACUGAUGGAGACACGAGGUCUUUAGAUACUGUCACAAUAAUUUUUGUUUUGCUCUCUUUUAAUGUUGUGUUGAUGUGUACUUUUGACUUUUAAUAAAUUAUUAUACAAAAAGCAUCUUGAAUAUUAUAGAUAUCAAUUAAAACUGCUAAUAUUAAGGUAUUAAUCAGGAGGGUCCAAAUCAUGAUUUGAUUUCUUCCUUUUUUAAAAAAUUUGUAGUUCAUUUUUAAUCACUUAUAGCAGAGCGUGAAGAUAUGUAAUGCAUUUCCCCAUUUAAACCUGAGAUUUAUGGUUUUAAUUGUAAGAGCCUGAGAUUACGGUUUCCAAAAGCAUUUUGAUUUUGUUGCUUGUUUUAAAAUAUCAUAAUUUAAUGUUUUAAGUUGAUGUGUAUACUGUGGGUUCAUUGUGAUGGGAGCAUUUAUUCUAAUGUAUGUGCUUAUUAGUUAAACAUUAAGCCUUAUCCAGCACUGAAAUGAUAUUUAACACUUUAACUUCAUAGUUCUAAUGGCAAAUACUUGUUUGUUGCAGUUAUAACAUGUGUGUACAUGACAAAUAGUGAGAAAUAGGUGUAAGUAAAGUUGUAGGAAAUCAGCAACUACUUCAGUCAUCUUCCUGCCAUUUUGCUUUUUCUGGGCUCAGAAUUACUGGUGAAUAUAUUACAGUUUGGGUUUCAGUUCAGGGUUUUGAAUUUCUUUUUAAUUAUUUUAAGUGUUUAACAUUUUAAUUAUUUCUGCACAUAUUGUUGAAUUCUUGUUUUGAUUUUUGUCUUCAUUACUUAUCUCGUGUUUCCUCUCCCGACAAUGAUUUCUUUUUUUUCCUCCUGAAACGGUUCACUCACGUUUAGCAUUUACUUUCAUGUUUCCUGUAACCUUAUUUCAGUAAUGUCAUUAUAAAAGCUGACCGAUUUUUAAAAAUGCUCAGGAAAAGGUACUUCAGUGCUUCCUUUAUUACCUCUUUUAGCACAAAGGAUUAAGAUGCACUGAACCCUCCUUUGUGAAGUAAAGAUCUCAUAAUUUAUAGUGACAGAUCAUGCAGUUGUUGAAGAAAAAGGAUAACAAAACUAGGCUUGUGGCUUAGAGCUUUUAAAUGUUAAUCAUAAGUGUUCUUUUCAAAUUUUUUGGGGGGGAUACCGAACUGUUAAAUCCACAGAUGAGUUUUGAUAGUUAUACCACUGUAAUAAAGUCGGCUUCUUCUCAAAAUUUUUUAUAAACUCUCUUGACAAUUUAUCAAUUAUUAAAGCUGACUGGUGGUCACUGUCA
Molecule: messenger RNA, 4414 nt
Organism: Oreochromis aureus
Lineage: Eukaryota; Metazoa; Chordata; Actinopteri; Cichliformes; Cichlidae
Product: nuclear GTPase SLIP-GC-like
Exons: 23
Coding region: 440-3106 (888 amino acids)
Molecular function (GO): GTPase activity
Source: RefSeq, a predicted model, not a curated record